Molecule: messenger RNA, 933 nt
Organism: Parascedosporium putredinis
Lineage: Eukaryota; Fungi; Ascomycota; Sordariomycetes; Microascales; Microascaceae
Source: the annotation of a GenBank genome assembly
AUGGUUGGCGUCCCGGGAGCCACAUACCGGGGCGCCCAAACGGCUCCGCAGCAAGCAGUGUCUGACUCUAUCAUUCAUUCACGGGCGCUCUCGCGUUCCGCCUUUGAAGCUCAGCGUCUAUGUCUGUUCCUCGAGGCAUACCUUCCGCAGACGUGGGAUGCCACGGAAAAUGCCGGGCUCUCGACCGGCAGCGAUUGGCCCUCGCUUGUCCGUCAGAUGGACGGGGAUGGAACAGCCGUAACGCCGGAGUGGAAAAUCAUACCCUGGACGGUCUCGUCCAAAAGUCCCGAAGACCACCUCCUCGAUAUUCUACUCGACAUUCCCGAGGUCCUUGAGAGGUAUGACGGUUUGCGGGCUAGCGUCGACCUUUCCAAGCAGAGAGAAUUACGUGACGCCCUCCGCCUCAAAUGCCCAAUGGGCCACGGAAAACGCCGCAAUCGCCUGCUUUACGCCCCCUCCAAACAGCCAUCGCUCACUGAGCUUGAAUCGCUCAAGAUCAAGGCUCUAUACCUGACCGGCUGCCUCCUGCUUUACACCACCUGGAAGAUGGUGUCUGAUGCAGGAUCGCCAAUAGCCGCGCCACCAGAUCCGAGCUACUCAAGAUCCCUUGAAGACAUUGCGGCCCUGACACCUAUGCUCCUCAGCGCAAGUACGGGCAUGUUUGGGAAGCAGGUGGCGUCUUGGCCGCUAGCCAUUGCCCUCCAAUUUUUCAUGGCAUUUGCGCAACCACAAUUCGAUAAGCAAAAGGCGGCGUUGGUCAAGUGCCUGGAUGGGCCCCAAGCCCAAGUAAUACGGGAAUUUAUUCACAGCAUGAAUGCAGAUAGCCAAAGUCACCCUCCUUGGAUGACAGAUAUGGGCGGGACACGGGGGAUUAUAGAACGCGCGAGGAAAUGGGUCGGCAUUGAGACGUCGCUUCCAGAUCAUUCUGGGUGA